AAAGUCUGCUAAUCAGAGGAUAAACAAAAAAGUAAAUAAUGAUGCAUCAUUAAGGAUUCAAAAUUUAUCUAUUUUGGUGAAACAAAUAAAAACUUAUUAUCAGGAGACUUUGCAGCAGUUGAUCAUGAUGUCUUUGCCAAAUGUGUUAAUAAUUGGCAAAAACCCUUUUUCUGAGCCAGGUACUGAAGAAAUAAAAAAACUCCUCCUGCUCUUACUUGGUUGUGCAGUUCAGUGUCAGAAAAAAGAAGAAUUUAUUGAAAGGAUCCAAGGCCUGGACUUUGACACAAGAGCAGCAGUUGCAGCCCAUAUUCAAGAGGUAACCCAUAAUCAGGAGAAUGUUUUUGACCUGCAGUGGAUGGAUGUCAUUGUAUUGACACAAGAGUAUGUUGAACCUCUUUUGAAAAAUAUGGCAUUACACUUAAAGAGACUUAUAGAUGAAAGAGAUGAGCACUCAGAGACCAUCAUAGAGCUCUCAGAAGAACGGGACUGUCUCCGAUUCCUACCUCACGCCUCGGCAGCACAAUCACCCUGUGGGUCUCCUGGCAUGAAGCGCACUGAGAGCAGACAGCACCUGUCAGUGGAGCUGGCAGAUGCCAAAGCAAAGAUCAGGCGGCUUAGGCAAGAGCUGGAGGAGAAGACUGAGCAGUUGCUUGACUGUAAACAAGAACUUGAACAGAUGGAAGCUGAACUAAAGAGGCUUCAGCAAGAG
This is a messenger RNA of Merops nubicus (carmine bee-eater), 709 nucleotides long. RefSeq names its product girdin-like. Gene Ontology annotation, molecular function: dynein light intermediate chain binding; microtubule binding. The record is from RefSeq and is a predicted model, not a curated record. NCBI's taxonomy places the organism in Eukaryota, Metazoa, Chordata, Aves, Coraciiformes, Meropidae. The transcript has 7 exons. Gene Ontology annotation, biological process: cytoskeleton-dependent intracellular transport; cytoplasmic microtubule organization. Gene Ontology annotation, cellular component: cytoplasm; centrosome. The annotation marks the transcript as partial.